CGCUAACAGAACUUCCUCCUGAACAGAUUGGAUUUUUGAAAUAUGACGUUGUUGAAGAGGUAUGUGUUGAGAUUGUUCAUAUCAUUGAAGUACAUCACUGCAAAUGUGGUAGACAGAAACAACGGAUGUAUAGUAGCAACAUCAUCUACUGUUGAACAUUCAGUGAAACAGUCACUUGAGUGCGGUAGAACUUGCAAUGCAAAGGCUGCAGCGAUUGUAGGAGAAGUGUUGGCAAUGCGUCUCAAAGUGGAGGGUCUUGAUCAGGGGCAAGGAAACGGGAUCCAUGUCAAUGUAAAUAAAGAGGUUGAGAAGAAAGGUUUCAAGAAUCGUACAAAAGUUUGGGCUAUAGUUAACGGCCUUAAGAGCAAUGGAGUGAAACUUAUUUUGGAUGACAACGAAAAUGACACUUCUCGCCCUAACUUCCACUAGAACAGUGCGCUGAUCCUGUUAUCUCACCCCAACAAGGUCUCUCACUACAAGAGUUGAAGAAGGUGCAGUCAUAAUUGAGCCUGAUUGCUGAAGCUAGUGACUUGGGGCAACUGAGAUUGGAUA
This is a messenger RNA of Solanum tuberosum (potato), 552 nucleotides long. RefSeq lists its product as uncharacterized. The transcript has 2 exons. Gene Ontology annotation, biological process: translation. Gene Ontology annotation, cellular component: ribosome. NCBI's taxonomy places the organism in Eukaryota, Viridiplantae, Streptophyta, Magnoliopsida, Solanales, Solanaceae. The coding region runs from base 43 to 429 and encodes 128 amino acids. Gene Ontology annotation, molecular function: structural constituent of ribosome; 5S rRNA binding. The record is from RefSeq and is a predicted model, not a curated record.